Molecule: messenger RNA, 1491 nt
Organism: Puccinia triticina
Lineage: Eukaryota; Fungi; Basidiomycota; Pucciniomycetes; Pucciniales; Pucciniaceae
Exons: 9
Coding region: 1-1491 (496 amino acids)
Biological process (GO): DNA damage response
Cellular component (GO): cytoplasm; nucleus
Molecular function (GO): phosphatase activity
Source: RefSeq, a predicted model, not a curated record
AUGAUCCAAUACUUCGUGAACAACAACUUCGGAGAAGAAGAAGACUUGCAGUCGAAGAAAACCACAACCAAACGGAAAACUGGGUUCAACAACAACAAAACCACCCAACCUGUCACAUCAACGAGGCUCGACUUCGACUCGAUCAGGUUCCCAAAGCCGAAGAUUGAAAUACGCAGACCCGUAUUACCCCCACUUAUCAUGGCCUCCACGAUCUUCCCAAACUCGAACCACCAGCCAAGGGUACACCCGUACUCUCCUUCGAAGAGGGACACAUUCGCAUUCCACUCGGUCACCACCCGCUGGCCGAAGAUACUCACUCAGGUCAUCGAUCAUCUGGUCGACCAAAACAACCAACUACUAGAUCGACUGGCCUCCGAUCCUGAUUCCCCAUCGCUCAAACCCAAACUGUCCCAGGGUAAAGCUAUCAUCAGUCUGAUUUCAGAACUCAAGUAUGAGGCAGCCAGAGAUAAAGAGCUAUCCCCCUUGCAAUCCAACCAAGAUUUUACCCAACAAGAAAAUCAGAUCAUUAAUCUAUACAACCAAGAGCUCUCAAAAUCUAAAGCGGCCGGUAAAUCAACUUGGUUCUCCGCAUCUUGGCUUUUAACCGAAUGCUAUUUAUAUCAGCGAUUACAUGGUUUCUUUAAUCAACAUGAACACUGGAGAAACUUCGAUCCAUUCGAGCACCAAAAACUAUCUAGCUUCCGAUCCUCUUGGAGUGCGGUGUCGAACCUCUGUUUAAUCCUGGAUCGGCUUACCCAACAAAAACAGCAAUCCUCUUCCACCGGAAAUGAUGUUCUUGAGCUCCGGGCUCAGUUUAACGAGCUGUUGAGUGCUUGUCUGUGGGGUAACGCAACUGACCUGUCUUUACUUCCCAACAUGACCCACGAAGAAAUCCAACAUCUUCAAACUAGCGGAUCAAGGAAGCCGGAAUCGGUCCUCCGAGAUGACUCUGCUCAAGUUUGGCAAACUUGUUUCGACUAUAGCAGCAGUGAGCCCGGCCAGACACGGCCUUGCCCCAGUAGAAUCGACUUCGUCUUAGAUAAUGCAGGGUUCGAGUUGUUCACUGAUCUAGUGUUGGCUGACUGGAUGAUUUCAAACUCCAAAGCUACCCAAAUAGUCUUCCAUCCAAAGUUGAUCCCUUGGUUUGUAAGCGAUGUGAUGAAAAAAGAUAUUGUCCAACUGCUUGAUUCGAUGCUCGACCCUCGCAAGUUCUUUACCCCGACGGACCCCGACCCAUCAUUGACUACCGCAGAUCAGGAUCCUUCGACUUCUUCCUCAGAUCAAACACUCGAUUCACAUUUUCUCGUUGUUCAGCAGAUCGGCACCAGGUGGAAGAGUUACUUCGACUCCGGUGUGUGGAAAGUCAUGGAUUCGUCACUCUUAUCCUUUUGGACCAAUCCGUUACCGUUUUGGGAUAUUCCAUCUCGAGAUCGAAACUUAUUAGAGGAGCUACAAGCGGCUGACCUAGUGAUUUUCAAGGUGGAUGUCUGA